This is a messenger RNA of Tetrahymena thermophila SB210, 1320 nucleotides long. RefSeq lists its product as hypothetical. The transcript has 3 exons. The record is from RefSeq and is a predicted model, not a curated record. Lineage: Eukaryota; Ciliophora; Oligohymenophorea; Hymenostomatida; Tetrahymenidae.
AUGAGUAGAACAUUAAGUGAAUUAAAUCUGUAAGAUCAAAAAUAAGCUUUUGAUAUUCUCUAAAGAUAAGAACAAAGUUUUAAACACAGCAUCACAUAAAAUCAAUUUAGAAGCACAUUUACAAAGCUAUCUAAAUAAAAAAAGAAUGAUUUGCCUGAUAUUUAUAAUCUAAAAAAGGACACACCAGUUGACAUCUUCAAACCAAAAGAUGGACAAUAUUAGAAUCUAAAUUUUAAGCCUAAAAUGAAUUUAACAAACAAAGAUUUUUAUUAGCCUUUGCAAUAUGUGCUUCGCCCUAGAAAAAUAAAAAAUGAUGAUAAGAAGGAUGAGGAGUAGAUAGUUGUAGGAAAGAAGCCUUCAAUGAAAAUCUUUGAAAAUAAGUAGAAUCCAAAACCAGUUAAAAGUAUAUAUAAAUUUUAAAUAGAAGAGGAAAAUUGGGUUGACUCUGUCAAGCCUCCCAGAUCUUCAAUGAACCCUUUGCAUUUAGUUCCGAAUCCAACUUAAAAUAAAGAAGAUUUGGAAGUAAAGAAAGCAAACAUUUAAGUAAAAAAUAUUAAAACUCCAUUCAAAAAUGAGUUCAUUGGAAAUUAGAUCAAUAAUAAUGAAGAAAUAACACAAAAAAUAGGAAAAGAACUUGAAGAAUAAUUUAAUAACAAUGAAACUUUAAAAAAAGAGUUUUAAGAAUUCUUAAAAUGGUAAAACUAAACCUAAAAAGGUAUGAGCAGGAGUACAUCCUAAAAUCAUUUUUAUAAAAAUAAUUCUAACAUAACAAACCAAGAUCACAUAAUCCAAAUAGCUAAAUGUUUAAUCCUAACCCAUAACAAUUCACCAUCGAAUUUAAAAAAUAAAAGAGUUAUCACACUCGGAAGACCAGGAGACGAUUUCCUGAGAGUAACUAAAUAUAAAGAUUAGAUAUAUUAUGAGAAAAAAAUGGAAAGAGAUAAAGUAAACUAAAAUUGGAAUGAGGUUAAUGGUAACUUUGAUGAACUUCAUUAUUCGAGUUAUAUGAAAGGAUAAUAGAACUUAAAAAUAUCAAGAUUAUCUAAAGGAAUAGUCGAAUAAUAGAAACCUGACUUAAAGUGUGUAUAUCCUCUUAAAAUUGUAUUCAACAAAAACAAAAGGUUAGAUGUAAGUGUCAAAAGGCUAAAUAGAAAGAGGGUUGACUAUCUAAAUUAGAUUUAUGCUAAACAUAUGAUGGCAUACUUAUAUAAUGAAAAUAAGCAUCACGAAUUUAAUGAUAAUAAUCCAGAUGAAUAAAAUGAAUAUGGCUUUGAAGAUCUAUAAAAUGGAAUAUAUGUUACUACCAUUCCACCAUAAUGA